UUAGUAUUACACCUAGUUGGCAACGUAUCAGACGUGUACCCAGUCAGUCUCAUUCAACCGGCAGUUGGCAGUGGCGGUCAUCGUGUGCACACACCUCAUUGUGAACUUUGUAAUUAGGCAGUUUAGAAACCAGUUGAAAAUGCUUUUGUGUAAAUGAAUGGGAAAGCAAUUCAUUUUGUUUAAUAUAAAAGUUACUUUUAUACUGUGAUUGGAGUUGGCCUAUUAGUGCCUCUACCCUCAGGUCAUUCAACUUGCCACAAAGGUCUACACACACACUGCUUUUGGAUCGGGACGUCACGAUUCCCGGUCUCGUUAGUUUUCAAUCCACAGCACUCCAUGGAUACAAUGGCAGGGAAAACGGGUUCAAAAUUUACAAACCACACACCUCUUCCACAAGGGCCAUUUGUCGUUGGCUGCACCGAUGUCAUGAUUGGCCGAACAAAAGAAGGAACGCUUAUGAGAGUCUACUACCCAUCAAAACUCACAGACCUCAUGAGCCAUUCUGAAGAGUGGACGCCGUGGUACCUGGGAGAAGAGUACACGCGAGGCUUGGCCACCUUCAUCGCACCUUCUAUACCAUCACUCUUUGGAAUGCUGUUUAACUGGCAAAUGCGUGGUGUAGCGACCCCGGCAGUAUGGGAAGCACCUGUGGCUGACAGAAAGUUUGGGGUAAUCAUAUUUUCCCAUGGACUGAGUGCAAAUCGUUCUAUAUACAGCACUAUUUGCUCUGAGCUUGCCUCUCAUGGAUUUAUUGUGGCAGCAAUUGAACACAGGGACAGAUCAGCAAGUGCGAGCUUCACAUUGACUGAUUCUGGCGAAAAAGAAUAUUUGCUCUUCAAAUCCACUUCACUUGAUGUUAAAGAAUAUCAACUUCGUAAUCAGCAGAUCAAAAUUCGGGUUGCAGAAAGUAUUCGGGCUUUAGAUGUUCUGGAGAAGCUCAACAACGGUACUGUGAAAAAUGAACUGGCUUCAAACUUCAACCUACAGCAACUACAGGAUCAUCUUGACCUGUCCCAUCCAGUUAUGACUGGGCAUUCAUUUGGAGGAGUAACUGCCAUAUCUACUCUGGCCCAAGACAAGAGAUUCAAAGUUGGUGUGGCACUUGACCCAUGGCUGUUCCCGAUCAAGGAAGAUGUGGAUGAGAUUUGCCCAAAAGUCACUCAGCCUCUAUUAUGUAUAUCGACAGAGGCAUUUCAAUCUAGUUCAAAUCUUCAGGCUAUGGGUAAAUUAAAUCCAGCUACCACUGCAUUUGUCACAAUCAAAGGAACUGUACAUCAAAACCAGUGCGACACGCCAUUUCUGGUUGGACACAUUGGACGAGUAUUUGCCGGUGCCUCCUCCCCUCUCGAUCCCCAGACGGCAAUGGAUAUUAACAACAGAUUGAUGUUAAAUUUCAUUGCAAAAAACAUUGGUAAAGAGGGUGAGGUGGUCAACAAAUAUGUACCUUACCUAGAGAUCCAGCAAGACAAAAUGGUGCAUGGACUGCAUGGUAAAGGGAAAGCUAUGGUUGGGUGGGAUACUGACUAUCAUUCUGUCUGACUCUCGCCCCCUUUCUCUUAACAAACCAACACGGGCCUUGACAAUUGCAUAGGUCGUAUUAAAUAAAUAUGCAUCUGCCUUGGCUUCUUUUUAAUGCUUUUCAUAGAGCUUCAGAAUGGCUGUCAACAUAAAAUUAACAGAUGGUUCAGGGUAAAUGAAGGAGAAUGAGCUUUUUAUUAUUUGCAGUUUGCACAAUGUACCUUCCACUCAGGUUCAAUUCCUUCACAGGAGGUAAACAAGAACUUCAAAGUAAAUGUGAACUGUCUUUGGAAACCUGGCAGAACUUCCUUGAAUAUGGCCUGUACUGCAUCAGGAAGCCUGUUCUCAUUUCGAAACUCUAACUGCAUGAGUCGGCAGGCGACUAUAACACAAGGAAAGUAACUUUGUAAUCAAUUGGUUAUUAACAGUUGCUUAGUUAAAGUUUAUAGUACUGUACUCAUAUAAAUCCUUGUUUAUAAUUUUGAGUGCUAAGAACCAUAAAGUUUAAUUUAUAAAAUAGCUAAAUGCAUGUUCAGGUUUAGUGUUGUCACGUGAAGAAUAAUUUCAUUUUAAACUAUUGGAAGGUUCUCGUCUGACUCACCUAAGCAUUAGAAUUUAUUUUAAUUAAUUUAUUCAUGGCAGUUCAGUUUCCAUGUUAAUCAGGAAUUGGAUGGUUUUGCAUUUUCUACUAGAGUUUAUGAUUUUUUUUAGUUCAGUCAAUGAGUCACAAUAUCGUCGGUGAAGAUAUAAUGACUAAAUUUCACAUCAGAAAAUGAAGAAACAACGACGUGAUAAUGGGUCACGACAGACCCAAAUGUCGUAGUUUCUUGAUUUUCUGAUGUAUGGUUUAGUCAUAAUUUUUGUCAGUAUUUUUGCCAAGAUGUUUCAUUCACGAGAUGAUGGGCAAGCUGCCGACAACUGCUAACAAGGCAUUUAGCAAGGGAAGCCUGUACUGGAUAAUAUUGAAUUAAAGGGUACUGUAAACAUUAGACCUUUAGCAAGUUCAGAUUUGUAAAAGUUGACGCUCAAGAGAAAUGUCUGUGAAAGUUGCCAAGCUCAGUAUUUUCUUUGGUUUACCAGUUUGAUUUAGAUGUAUUUUUGAGCAUUGAUAGAUAUCAUGUAAUUCAGAGAUAUCACUGCACUCCAAUGACAUGAAAUACGUGCAUGCUAUGGGGAGAAAAUGCAGCAGUGUUCAGUUUUUAUAAGUUUAGACAUAAUUCAAAUUGCUGUGUACAGUGUGAUUCUGCACUAAGACAAAUAUAGCAACCCAUGUCAGUUGUCUGUUGCCCUUAUUGUCUGUCACUGUUAGUUAGUACUGUAUUUAUUGCAUUAUUGAAAGUUGUUUAAUACCUUGGGUAUGAACUUUAUAAUUCAAAUUUUUGGGCAUUAUGUUGAUCAGGUGAAUGUUUGAAAAGGUUUUUACAUCAGUUUUUAAAACUAUUUAUAUUAAGUGAUGUAAUGGAAAACAUUUCUUGGAAAUAAUAAUCUAAUGGUCAGCACUUUUAUCACUUUACUAUUGAAUAAGGCCUCAUCCAAAUUUUACCAAAUAAAUUUAUUUCUAGUCAAGGCAGAGGUCACAACCCUGCAGUGACCUGUUCAGUGGGUCGAUGCCCAUCAGUGCUUAACCUGGCUGAUCAGCUUAACAUUCAUAUCCAGUGAUCUACAUAAAUUAUAUAUACACAGAUAACCCUCAAUUUUUACAGGAGUUUUGUUCCUGUAAAAGCCUUCCUAAACUUAAGGCUAAAGAAAAAAUGCAAUAACCUAACCACUCCUAGGCCUAAUAUCUGUAAUCCUAAACAUAUUAUAUGCAAUCGUAGGAAUAAUAUUGUACACAUGUAUUAAGCCAAUGAGAGUUUAGGUUAGAUUUGCAUCAUCCUUCUAAAAGCCCUCUAAACCCCGUAGUCCAAAAGUGGUCUUUUGGUGCACCACAGUCCACUAUUUUGUAUUAUUUUAUGGAGGUUACAUUGGGAAGUAUGGGGUUAGGUACCAAAGACUUGCACUCUCUUUAUUCAAUAAAGUUCAUUAAUAUUUAAGACUUCUACCACAUUAGUCACAUAUAUAGCACAAUGAAUGCCAGUGCACAAAAUGUGCAGCAAUUAUGUAAUAGAAUCCAAAAAGUUCAAAACACAUGUCGGAAGCAAAACUCAAAUGAUCGGUUGCGCAAUUUUACAUUAUCACACACAACUUUCACAUUUAGAAACUUGAUCAAAGUGCAUACAGUGUACCUACAUAUACUACUAAUAUGCAUCCUCCAAAAUGUAUAGAAGAAGGGUCACCUGUACACUUUAUAGUAUGACAGUGUCAGACCACUCCUUCUGAAGAUGUAUUAAUAUACGAAAGUACUUGAGGAAAUUCCCGUUUCAAUUUUCCUCCGUGGUCUGACACUGUCACAUUUUUAAUCACGUGUUGAUUUUCGUGAUAUACACACACUUUAUAGUAUGUGAAGGGUUCAUCAGGAAGGACUUCAGCUCGGGUGCUGUUUUCCUCGAAACCACUUUGGAAAAUCUCUCAUAAUUGUAAAUAUAAAUUAUUAUUUUGUAGUAAAUUUGUGAAGGCAGGAUCAGGCUUAUGCAAGACUCCUUGUGGCAUCCCUUAUACUGUCUGUCAUUUCCUUGCAGCAGUUCUGUCAAGUCAUUGGCACUUAGACAUUUGAAUGAUCAGUGGCCAGAAUAUUGUACAGUAUUUAGAUUUGAUCUAAUUCGGUGCUACUGUGUUUGUUAUGAAGCAUGAUGUACGAAAGAAAGAAAUGCUAUUUUUAUCUUUGGGAAACACUGGUGUUGAAUAUUUUGUAUUUUAGAUAGGAUUAUAUAGUUUAUAUAUUAUAUACAGAAUUAUAUACAGUAUAUUGUUAAAAUAUAAUGCUAGUAAUAUAUUGUUUAUAUGGAAUAUAUAUAUAUAAUAGAUGCUCAAUCCACAUAUCUGAAAGUAAAGUGAAUGACAAUGUUUCAGUCCGUCCUGGAUCAUUAUAAAAUAGUGUAAAGAGUGGUAGAGAAAGUAGAUAUACUGUACUACCAAGGUACAAGUACAUAAACAAAUGAAUUCUUUCGCUUGGAUCCAUCUGUUUCUGAUUGAAACAUUAUAAAGAUACACCACUGUGUAAUGGCUUGAUAAUACAUUAUAAUGUAAUACUACUGGGUUGGUAUAUUAUGUUGUGUUACAAUAUAUCCACAUUUUAGCCCAUGUACCCGUGCCCGGCCUGUGUCAUGCCGGGUACAUGGCUACAUGGUUUAGCCCAUGAAGAAAGUUCCCACUGAUUAUAUGGUAGUGGUAAGUAGCGUCUGGUUCCAGCACUUGACCAAAGGCAAAAGUAAUGUCAUAAUACAAUUAUUAUUAUUAUUGAUUGAUUGAUUAUUCUGUAUGACCUGCCACUUGAUACAUAAAAUAAUUUUGAAUUUGUUUCUAAUUUUAAAAAGUCCAGUUAGUUUUAGCUUGCCAGGAUUGGCAGAAAAGUUGACUCCAGUUUAGCUGGAGGUGAUAUAAAUAGUGUUGGUAGCUUUAUCAUAUAAAGUCGAUAAUGGUCUUUGACUGAUUUUGUGAUUUUCUUCUAUGUUCAGCAUUUAUAAUGAUGAUUUGAUUUACAAGCAAUAUUGUUUAGUCAGGGUAGAUAAUUCAUAAUGAUAAUCUCCAUACAUGUCCUGUUAAAUUUUUUUAUAUUUUAUUACUUUUAAGUUAACUGUUAACUAUUCCAUACAAUGGCAUUAUAUUAUAGUGAAAUAAAACAAUUUCAUGAUACAACAAAUGUUUGUAUGUUCCAGUUAUAUAGUGGGUUUGGCCAGUUGUAAUUUUAAAGGGUUUUUAAAGAGUUGACAAAUAAUGUUAAAUGUUGUUGUAUGGGAGAUGUGUGGGAAGAAUGGGUGUAAAGGGUAGUGUUCAUGACAGCAUAUAUGGGCAUGAGGAGAGAAGACUAAUAUUGGGGAUGGUAAAUGGUUAGAACUAGAGCCAUUGUGAAGUGAGGAUGUUCAUGAUUUCUUUACCUGAAUUUAUCCAAGGGUAAACAUGUAUUCAGUGGCCACGCUGGGAGAGAAAGCAGAUGACUUGUCAAAGGCGUUACCCCCCUCCCCCCUCCCCCAGCAUUUUUCCAGUGGACUUUUUUCAGAUCAAUUUUAAACUGAAAGAAUGUCUUGGCAUUAAUGGCUUUGGUGGGUAGACAGUUCCAUUGGUUUCUAACGCUCUGGAUGAAAAAGUAUAUCUGUUUUCUGUCCUACAUUGACUCGAGUUUGAAGCUGUUGCCUCUUCUACUGUAUGUGUUCCAUGUGAUAUUUUAACAAAGCAGUGUGCAUUAUAUACUAUUCAUUUAUUUUGAUUAAUAUUCUCUUGCCAUUGCAAGAGCCAAGCACAAAAAAUACUUGCAAUUUUGCUAAUAUAAUUGUAGGAAACAAACCAUGAUUGGAUGUGUUUGUUUUAAUCAUUUAUUGCUAAAUAUUAAUUUGUUAUUACUCUGGCAUAGACCCUAGUUCAUAGGGCACCUUUCUUGCCUCUUAUUCUUCCUCAUUUUGUUCAAAAUCACCAUCUUGCUCUUGCUAGCUUUAAAAGAAAAAUCCUAUGAUCAUAGAAAAGCUGCCAGCCAAGGUGCAGCAUCUUUACUUGGCCAUCUGAGGCACAGCCACUUUACAGACCUAACUGAGGCACAGCUUCUUUAGUAAUUAUAUAAAGAAUAAACAUAUAAAGUGCUGGUAGUACAGGCAGGAUUGUUCUCAACUUGCAAUCAUAAAUCCCAGGCAGGACAGUAAUGGGUAGGGAUUGAAGAAAUUCCAUGUGUUGUUUCUCUGCAUCAUUGUCAGUUCCAGUAGAACAGUUACGUUUGUUCUUUACCCACAGUAGAGAAUUCUGGGUUCAGAAUUUUCUAUUCCGAAUUUUCAGUUCAGAACAUCAGAUAUUAUACUGAGAAUUUCGGUAUAAUAAAUUUGCUCUAAUUCUCAUUAAUUUCAUAAGUUAAUUAGCUAUGCCUGUUAAUUCCAUAUAAUCUUUCUUUAAGAAUUCCACUUUCCAAGAAGUUCUACAUUAUUCCUAGGUCCACCAGUUAUAAUUGACAUAUCUUCCCAAGUUCUCUCAGCAUCCAUUGCCAAGGAUGCUGAGAGAUAGCCUAAUACAUGUUGGUCAGUUUGCCAAAGUGAGGCUUGUAAUAUAAGCCACAAAAACAGAAGCAUCGUCAGCCUAACUGGUUCAGUACAGAUGCUAGAGAGAUACUGCAGAUCUCCAUUACCAAGUAACAUUCACCAGCAGCUAUUCACCAGCACUCAGAGUCUAGUUCCUCCUCUCUCAAGACGCUACAGCCUCGUCGCAGAGCAAACAGCCAGAUUUUGGCCGUACAACCUUCUAGUUCUCGUCCUGCAUUCCAGCUCUCUGACCCUGCCUGCAUUUGGGCUCCAUGCUUUGCGCUGUCACCCCGCAUCCGAGCCCUCUACCCCCGGCCUCACUCGAGCUCUGUGCUCCCUGCUCCAGACCUCACCUAUCACACUAUGCCAUUACAUUGCCAACAACCAACUGAUGUAACCACGACUGUAUUAAAUAAAUAUAAAAAUCACUAAACUCUUUAAUAUUAUCACCCAAACUCAUAUAUGUAAACAUAUGUUACAGGAUCUUGGGCAGCACAGAAAUGAUUCUGUGCUUUUCCUAUCACCAAAUGCUCCUGUUUACCUAGCAGUAAAUAGGUACCCAGGAGUUAGUCGGCUUGUGGGGGUUGUUUACAUCCUGGGCAGGGCCAAUAGUUCAACCUUGGGGUGCGGGGAACCUUGAUACUGUACCAGUAUAUGCAUAACGUGUGUAUAUACACCGACUGCCUGUCCCCCGACACAAUGAAUUACAGUACAGUAUACCUAAAUGUUAAUUAAUCUUAUACUUCAUUAUAUUGAUUAUUCUUGUUAAAUUAUUGUAAUUUUUAGUUGGCAUUAUUAAAUGUCUAUUUAGACAUUUUCUAGUCAAGAUCAUGUUUACUCUGUACACUAGCUUUAAAAUUGUAGCAAUACUGUAUGCUGUGUUUUAUAUUAAAUAUAUAAAUAAUUAAA
Procambarus clarkii (red swamp crayfish) is the source of this 7523-nucleotide messenger RNA. Its product is annotated as platelet-activating factor acetylhydrolase. The record is from RefSeq and is a predicted model, not a curated record. Lineage: Eukaryota; Metazoa; Arthropoda; Malacostraca; Decapoda; Cambaridae. Gene Ontology annotation, molecular function: 1-alkyl-2-acetylglycerophosphocholine esterase activity.